CUGGAUCACAACGUCUACAGUACUGCCGGUAAAUAUCACACUGUCGGGCCUGUUUUAACGUCAGAAGCAGAUUUUGCUAGGCUUCAACAGUGUUGAAUAAAUUUAUUAACUAUGUUUUCCAGAAACAUUAGUGCAAUAAAAGGUGUCCAUAGAACAAUAGAAAAUGUAGUUAGUAGAGAUGCCUUAAAAGAUGGACGAAUACUUUGCUGUUUUAGUCAACGCCGCCAACAUGCGGGUAGGCACAGGCAAGUUCACUGCACACCGGUAAACGAAGCGGCGUUCGUUAAGAAUCUGUUCAUGGGCCGGUUGAUAAAGGAGGAUGUAUUCCCAUAUCCGGAAAUAUCAGUAGAAAAAUUUCAAGAAAUUAAUGAGCUUUGUGCCCCAAUUGAGAAGUUCUUCAGAGAAGACGUGCCCUCCAAGGAAAUAGAUCUGGCAGCCAAAAUUGAUGACAAAACUAUGCAAGCGUUGAAGGAAAUGGGACUCUUUGGACAGCAAAUUCCAGAGGAGUAUGGUGGGUUAGCUCUCUCCAAUGUUGAAUAUGCCAAGAUUCAAGAGUACACAUCAUAUGAUGGCGCUAUUGCAGUAACGCUCGCAGCCCACCAAGCUAUAGGAUUGAAGGGAAUCCUCAUGGCUGGAACGGAUGAACAGAAACGUAAAUACCUACCAAAGCUAGCAACAGGUGAACAUGUUGCGGCAUUCUGCCUCACAGAGCCCUCAAGUGGUAGUGAUGCAGGCUCAUUAAGGACAAGAGCCACACUAAGUCCAGAUGGAAAACACUAUCUGUUGAAUGGAAGCAAGAUUUGGAUUUCAAAUGGUGGCAUUGCUGAUGUUUUUACUGUAUUUGCAAGAGAAGAUGUAGUAGAUGAUAAGGGUGAAAAGAAAGACAAGAUCUCAGCUUUCAUAGUUGAGAGAAAAUUUGGUGGCAUCACCAGUGGAAAACCAGAAGACAAACUUGGAAUAAGAGGAUCAAACACAUGCGAAGUGCACUUUGAAAAUUGUCCAGUUCCUGUUGAAAACAUGAUUGGUGAGCCAGGCAGUGGGUUUAAGUUGGCACUCAACAUCCUCAAUAAUGGACGCUUCAGCAUGGGUGCCUCUGGAGGUGGCAUUAUACGGACUCUCAUUGGGGAGGUUGUAGAACAUGCUGUUACCCGAAAGCAGUUCGACACGAAGCUAAAGGAGUUUGGAAUGAUCAAAGAGAAAAUAGGACGUAUGGCUAUCUCAGCCUAUGUGAUGGAGAGUACAGCUUUCUUAACAGCAUCCAUGAUGGAUCGACCAGGAGAGAAAGACUGUUCUUUGGAAGCUGCUAUUGUUAAGAUCUACAGCUCUGAAGCUUGCUGGGAACAUGUCAGCCAAGCGCUCCAGAUCCUGGGAGGCUUAGGCUACAUGAAAGAUUACCCUUACGAGCGCUACCUCCGAGACUCGCGUAUCAUGAUGAUCUUUGAAGGCACCAAUGAGAUCCUUCGUUUGUUCAUUGCUCUGACAGGUCUGCAAUAUGCUGGCAAUGAGCUCAAGGAUGCACUCAAGAAGUUAAAGAAUCCAAUGUCGAACCCAAGAUUUAUUUUCUCUAGCUUCAUUGACCGUGUGAAGUACAGAAUGGGCAUGAAGAAAGACAUGAAAAUAUUUCCGGGUGAAGGCGGUAUUCAUCCUACAUUUAAGGAGCAAACAAAGAAGUUAGAGGAGUGUGUUGGUACAUUUUACUAUGUCAAUGAAUCUAUGCUCAGUAAAUAUAAGAAGGAUAUUAUCAACCAGCAACUUGUCCUGAAGAGAAUUGCCGACAUCUCCAUCGACAUUUACAGCAUGACAGCUGUGUUGUCAAGGGCUACAAGGGCAAAGGUCAAUGGUAUUAAGAACAAUGACCAUGAUUGCCUGAUCGCCACCGUGUUCUGUAACGAAGCAUAUGAUAGGGUCAUGGAGAAUGUCAGACAGCUAGCUCUGUCCCCAGAUGCAAACGGAGAUUCUACAAUUGAAAGGAUAUCUGACGAAAUUUGUGAGAAUAGGGCUUACGUCGCUUCACACCCACUCACAAAGGAAUUUUAAAUCUGAAUUCGUGGACUGGUCGAUUACAAUUUUUGAAACAUUUAUUUAUGUUUUUUUUAUCCUGAUCACCUCACUUUCAAGUCCAGUAAAACAACCUCAGUGUAGCCUGUCUGCUAUGGCUGCAGUGGUGGUGCCAGCGGAUUAGCAUGGGGGCAUUUUCCCACCUGUCGGACAGGCCUGGAUCCCUGUCGUCCGAUGAAUGGCUAGGUCGUCGGACCAAAAAUUAAAAAAAUAAUAAUUUACCUAUCCAAAUAAUGCUUUUUUGAUGGGCAAUCCCUAAUAUUGUGGUCUUAAAGCACAUUUAGGACCAAAUUAAGAAUAAAAACUCACCCCAUGAACCCUAACAGCCGGAUUUUUUAUAUCGCACCGUCGACUGAGGCGAUCAUUGUCGCCCGAGGCGAUCAUUGUCGUCUUGGUUCAGACCCCUCUGUCGGACACGUCAGACCCCUUGUCAAUAAAUUUCUGGCACCACCACUGUAUGGAUGUGAAAUUGUUUUUUGAUCUGUUUAAACUUCAGUGAAAAAGUGGAAUUAAUUAUAUGUAUGAAAUAUUUAUGGCCAUAUUCUUUGAAAUAAUAAUUUAUUAUGAUAAAAUUAAAUAAAAAUGUUGACAAAUUUCUUUCAUUGCUAGUAUAACAAAUUUAUGGCACAUUUUGUUAUAUUUCUGAAAAUUUAUUGUGAAUAAAAAUAACGAUGACACAUUUCUUUAUGUGAUUCUGAUACCAGUAAGUCUUGUUGCUUUUCUAAAGUUCCCUACACUUCAGAAAAUUUAGCAAAGCUAUGUCACCUUUGACCAUGAAUGCAAAUUUCCUUGUAAAACCCCAUUACACAUGGGCCAGUGCGAGGUUCUCUACCAGCCAGUGUUAUAGCUCAGUCUGAGUUUAUUUAUGUGCACGUCAAUUUUAGUGCAAACUCGCAUUACUUCUGUUAGUGAAGUUGCAUUUUAUUUUCAUUUGCAUCAAGCUAAAAUCUAAAUCCUUGCUGAACCACUAGGGCUCAUGGGGCUGGAGCUUUCGAUUGCAUGACGACGGUAGGACGUAGAAUGUGACAUCACUAAAAGCAAUCUGCGCAUGCGAGAACGUUAAGGUCACCUCGUUGAGUAGAUUCUGGAACACAAUAUGGCUAAAUCUACGUAUGCAGAGAACGUAGGAUGCCAGGUAGGAUGGUCACACAUGAGCGAUUUCGUUCUAGCGUCGCGUCGUCGCACAAAUUGAACGCUCCCUAUAUAUGGCUGGUCCACCGCAGGAUACUCCCAGCAAUCUGCUGGUACCCAUCGAUACAGCUGGGUAGACUGAAGCAGUGUAGAUAUUACCUACUUUAAAAGUGCCAUGCUCAAGGAAACAAGCAAAAUACAACAGCUAAAAAAGUGACAGGAUUGAUGAUUUUAUUAUUCUUUUCAUUUAUAAGCCUUUAAAUACACGAACAUAUGGCUGUUAGUUAUAUUGCACAUGUGUGAUGAGUUUGAAUGCAAAAUCAAUGCAAUUAUUAAUAAAUUUGUAUAUUUUACUGUUGAGCUGUCUAAUAAACAUUAAUAUAGCUGAUUAAA
This is a messenger RNA of Anneissia japonica, 3582 nucleotides long. Its product is annotated as complex I assembly factor ACAD9, mitochondrial-like. Gene Ontology annotation, molecular function: flavin adenine dinucleotide binding; acyl-CoA dehydrogenase activity. The transcript has 15 exons. NCBI's taxonomy places the organism in Eukaryota, Metazoa, Echinodermata, Crinoidea, Comatulida, Comatulidae. The coding region runs from base 112 to 2037 and encodes 641 amino acids. The record is from RefSeq and is a predicted model, not a curated record.